Messenger RNA from Nylanderia fulva, 3071 nucleotides. Its product is annotated as putative RNA-binding protein 19. Gene Ontology annotation, molecular function: mRNA binding. The record is from RefSeq and is a predicted model, not a curated record. Gene Ontology annotation, cellular component: nucleolus. Lineage: Eukaryota; Metazoa; Arthropoda; Insecta; Hymenoptera; Formicidae.
AAUAACGAAUUCGUAAAUCUGCACGUGGUCCGAAUUCGUCGCGAAGAACAUUCAACAGUAUAUACAUUUCGUAUAAUUUUUUAUUGAAAUUUUGAGAGACUAUUGAAUAAGAUGUCGCGUUUAAUAGUGAAGAAUUUGCCGAAAAAUGUGGCAGACACUAAACUGAGAGAAUUAUUUAGUCAAAAGGGUGUUGUGACCGAUGUGCAAUUGAAGUAUACGAAAGAUGGAAAGUUUCGACGAUUUGCAUUCAUCGGAUUCAAGACAGAGGAGCAAGCAAAAUUGGCGCAGUCCUUUUUUGAUCAAACAUAUAUUGAUACAUGUAAAAUAAUUGUUGAGCAGUGUGCAAGUUUAGGUGAUUCAUCUAAGCCUAGAUCAUGGAGCAAAUAUGCAAGUGACAGCUCUUAUAACAAGAUCAAUAAAACUCCUGAUGUUAAAUCGAAGGAAAAACUGUCAGAUUGUAUAGAAAAAGAUAAUAUAAAAGAAAGUAAAAGUGAUAAAAAGAAAGCGAAAAAAAAGAAUAAUGAAAUUAAGGAAACACUUGACAAGUAUAAAGAUGAUCCUUUAUUCACGGAAUUUCUGGAAUCACAUAAUGGUGAGGAUAUAAAAGCAACUUGGAAUAAUGACAUUAAUAUAUCUAUGGAAACUGAGGAAGAAAAAUCUAAUGAUGAUGAGUCUAAGGAUGCCAAAGAAGAUGAUGAAUCUAAGGAAAGUGAAAACAGGGAGGAAAAGGAUAAAAGUAAAGAAGAAGAAAAGAUUGCGAAUAAAGUUGUAUCGGAUUUAGAAUAUAUAGAAGCAUUAAAGAAAAAGCAGCAAGAUGUAAAAAGUGAUGAAAAGUCUCUGACUAACAAUGUGCCAAAACAUGGUCCAGUAACAUUCUUCACUAUAAAAUUACGAGGACUUGGAUAUAAACAUGUAAAAAAGCAUAUCAAGCAAUUUUUUCGUCCUAUAAAAGUUGCAUCUAUACGAAUUCCACCUAAAAUUAAAGGAAUUGCUUAUGUGGGUUUUAAAACGGAGCAAGCCAUGAAGAAAGCUCUUUUGAAAAAUAAGAGUUUCCUAGAAGGAAAGCAAAUAUUUGUAUCUAAAUAUGAGCAAAAAGAGGCAACUGAAUCUAACAAUGAAGUAGGAAAUAAAAAUAUUAAAUGGAAGAAACAAGAAGACGCCUUAAAGAAUGAAGAGGAUAUAGCAGAAUCUGGAAGAAUGUUUAUCAGAAAUCUGACAUAUACAGUCACAGAAGACGAUAUAAGAAAACUGUUUGAAAAAUAUGGCCCUCUAUCCGAAGUGAAUUUACCUGUGGAUAAAGAGACUAGGAAACCAAAAGGUUUUGGCAUAGUAACAUUCUUGAUGCCAGAACAUGCUUUAAAGGCUUACACUGAACUGGAUGGUUCCGUAUUAAGUGGUAGAAUGUUACAUAUUCUUCCUGGAAAGGCAAAAACUUCCUUGGAAGACAUCGACAUGGAAAAUUUAACUUACAAACAAAAGAAGGAGCUGCAGAAUAAGGCGACGGCAGGUUCAUCGCACAAUUGGAAUACUCUGUUUCUUGAACAGAACGCUGUAGCGGAUGCUAUCGCGAGUCGCUAUAGUACAACAAAGGAACAGUUAUUACAAGACGGAUCGGAUGGGAUGAGCGCCGCGGUCAAACUGGCCCUUGGAGAGACGCAAAUUAUUCAAGAUACAAAAGCUUUCUUAGAAGAAAACGGCGUGUGCCUGGACGCUUUCAAUCAAGCACCCAAGAAGAGAUCAACCACUGUAAUCUUGGUAAAAAAUUUACCAACUGAAACAAAACUGAACGAAAUCCGAGAAAUGUUUGCCAAGCACGGGGUACUCGCGCGUAUUGUGAUGCCACCGGCAGGUAUAACAGCAUUAGUCGAAUUUUUAGAGCCGUCCGAAGCACGCAAGGCUUUCCACGCCUUGGCUUAUAAAAAAUAUAAGCAUUUACCGUUGUAUCUAGAAUGGGCGCCAGAUAACAGUUUCGUCAGGCCUGCAUCUGAGACUGAUAUGGUUGCAAGUAAUGCAAAAAAAGGGAAAAAAUCGACAGAUUUGGCAGAAGAAGUUAAAACAGAAGAAUCUAAUAAAAAUAAGAAUGUACAAACAAAGGAGGAUGAUGAGCCACCUGAACCAGACACCACGCUUUUUGUAAAAAAUAUCAAUUUCUCAACUACAGAAAAACAAUUGAAAGAUUAUUUUGGUAAAUGUGGUCCUGUUCAUUACGUCACAAUAGCCACUAAGAAAGAUCCGGAAAAUCCGACUAACAAGCUAUCUAUGGGAUAUGGAUUCAUCAGAUAUAAGAGAAAACUCGAUGCAGAUCGUGCAUUGAAAACAUUGCAGAUGUCGGUACUCGAUGGAAAGAGUUUGGAAUUAAAGCGAUCUGAGAGAACCCUAAUGUCUGACGUUAAAACAACGAGAAAGAAGUCUAACAUUACUGAACAAACUGGUUCUAAGAUUUUAGUACGAAACGUACCCUUUCAAGCAACUCUUGCGGAAAUUACCGAAUUAUUCAAAUCGUAUGGUGAGUUGAAGGCUGUACGGUUGCCAAAGAAAUUAGUUGGUGUUGAAAAGCACAGAGGAUUCGCCUUCAUCGAAUAUUACACGAAAACAGACGCAAAGAAAGCGUUUAAAGCACUAUGUCAAAGUACUCACUUGUACGGCCGAAGGUUGGUGCUUGAGUGGGCACAGGCAGAUGAAGGUAUCGAAGAAAUAAGAAAACGCACUGCGAAACAUUUCUACAAAGAGGAUUCAACGAAGAGAUUCAAGAAAUCUACGUUAGAUCCUGAAAGUGUUGGCCUCGUCGAAUCAAAAUCGAUUGACAUUUAAUAUUUAAAAAAAUUAAGCGGAAAAAUAGUCAAUAUAAAAACUCUUGUAGUUUUUUUUUGUGAUUGUCGAUAAUUUAACAAUUCUGACAAAUACGAAUGUCACGGACAUUAUUGGAAUCAAUAUUUAACAAUGCUAUAUUGAUUUCCAUUUCACAUUGGCAAAGAUCCAAGUUGAUUGAUGGGAAGUCGAAAGAAUUUUUAUUGCGCGAUAUUGACCUUCGUGUCACGUUUAACUAUAACUUUUUCUUCUUUACAAAACGA